This is a messenger RNA of Trichomonas vaginalis G3, 860 nucleotides long. RefSeq names its product protein of unknown function, DUF4106 family. The record is from RefSeq and is a predicted model, not a curated record. Lineage: Eukaryota; Parabasalia; Trichomonadida; Trichomonadidae. The transcript has a single exon. The annotation marks the transcript as partial.
AUGGGAUAUAAGAUAUAUUCUAACUCUGACUUAGUUCAAACAGUAACAUGGGCAAACUAUGAAUGGUUCGCUUUGAGAAACUCAGUACAACCACAAGCUAGAGAACAAACAGACCAGUAUGCAACUAUUGAGAAAAUAAGAAGACUUGACCCUAACGUUCCAGGAGUUUAUGUUAACCUUUCUGGACAAACUGCAGCAGCAGUAACCAAAGUAAAACUGAAACUUAGAGUUCCUUUGUCAUCUUUCCUCAUCUUCAGGUUUUUAAGAUACUUGCCAAACUGGGCAGGAAAAAUUUCUAUCGAACUUACUCCAAGCAAAAAUAACUUAGUCAUUGCACCAACACAAGACCCAUUCACUCUUACAGAAGUAGUGGGAACAAAUAAAAUGUCAUUCGCCGACUUUUGCAAAAACAAAGUUGACUUAGACUUUGGUUUCUCAAACCUCAACACUGAAGUAAACUAUUAUUUCAAUGCUGCUGGAGAUGCUUGGGACCCAGUUAAGUUCACAUGCGAAAAAUUUGAAUGCAAGAGAAUAGAAAGCAGACUUGCAGUCUAUAUGUUGGACCCAGAUAUUUCAAAUGCUUUAGCUGCCAAAUAUAUUGCAGUUCCACUUAUGUUCCCUAUACACCAAAUAUCUGUCAAAGACUUUGCAGGUGAAGUUGGAAACCAAAGUGCUGACCCAGGUGCAAGAACAGAUAUUGCUUUAACAACUGCAAUGAAACAUGCAGAUACUAUGUUUGUACUGUUCAGACGAACUAUAAAUGACUAUUCUUGCUUCUACAACCCUGGUAUUAAAUACCAUAUAAACAUAGAUGGCAAAUACUAUCCAAGAGAAGAAUAUUCUACAGUUGAGGAUAUGAG